AUGAGUAGAGCUGUCUCGUUCCUGGUCGAAAAUGCAACCAUACCUCCAGGAUCCGAGUACCUAUUCUCUAGUCACUUUCGAAUGGCAAUGAGCCUGCAGGAAGUUCUAUUGCUGCAGCAUUUUGCUUCGACAUUGGUGAAAUCCGUGUUCACGGCCUUGUCCGGUGGCUCGUGCGAGCAGGAUCUACGCCCUAUCUCCGCUUGGGGCACGAGGGAGUACGGAUACCCCUGUCGACAGGCCGACAGACAGACGCCAAGUUGGAGGCACGAAGCUAAGCAAGCCGCGGCAGCGAGGCCCAAACGGUGUAGGGCUGAGGAGGUGGCUUUGGGGUUGGAUUUCCGCCAUCAUACCGUCCUAGUCUAUCCAAAGGCAGACGGGCUCUUGCCAACAUUCCGCACCCAACCAGUAGGUAUUCGUCCUUCUUGGAUUGGCAAGCGCGCCAGAGCUGUCUUGUUGUGGCUGAUGAAUGUUCCAACAAUGUCCAUCCGACAUGUCCUGUCUUCAGAGUCCAACCUCGUUGACCGGUAUGGAGCAUUGGAGCUGCAGCGUGGAGAUUUGAACUGCAGGGCAGCAGGGAAACCCUCAUCGAAGCCGAUUGGCCCCGUUCUACCCCCACCUUGCCGAUGCUCCAAAAUCAAACCGCCUACGACUAUCGACGGACGCGGCGCAGUCGUUGAUAAGUGGUGCACCGAAGAAAGCCACUAUCCACUGAAGGGAAGGGCUUUGAGCUCAGGGCUAGUGAAAGCGCAAGAUUCCGAAAACUCAAAUGUCACUCUCCCCUUUCGCGGAAUUGCGAGGUGGUCUUCGGAGAAGACUCCGCAGCAAGUAGGGUCAGACGCCUCCCUUCAGUGGCGGACAACGGGUGGCUGGCUUUGCGUAGCGUAA
Messenger RNA from Colletotrichum lupini, 885 nucleotides. RefSeq lists its product as uncharacterized. Bases 1 to 885 code for a protein of 294 amino acids. The transcript is spliced from 6 exons. The record is from RefSeq and is a predicted model, not a curated record. NCBI's taxonomy places the organism in Eukaryota, Fungi, Ascomycota, Sordariomycetes, Glomerellales, Glomerellaceae.